AUGUCAAACGCUAAUAGAACAGGCCGAGCAAUGACCUCGCAGAAAGAAAGCAUUCAAACUCUAUUACAGAAUUUCCACCAUACUGUCUUGUCAGAGAACAGUGACUUGAUUGAAUUACUCGGAAUUGCAAAGCAGUUGAAAUCGACUUCACCGCCAAAUGCCCCAUUUACUCUAUCUUCAAUAGUCAGAGGCUUAUACACGAAGAAUAACAGGCUUAUAUCCCUCGUUGCCAAGACAAUGCAUGAAUUUGACCAAUAUGGUACAGAAAGGUUUAAAAACUUCAUUAAUGACUUCAUACUAUGGAUACAAGAUGACAGCAUUGUGUUGUUUGAGAAAUAUAUUGCCCAAUUGAGCACUGUUCUUGCUGACGAUGCUGCUACGUUAAAAAGAUUAGUGGGUCCAAUCAAUAGCUUGAGGGACUACGCAAACUUUAUUGGUGACUGUAUCCAUUACUUGAGAAAUCCUUUCAUCCUUGAAAAAUUAUCAACAAUUUCAAAACAAUUACGUGCUAUUCAUGACAAUUAUGAGUAUGUCUCCCACUCAAGAGAAGUAAACAAUAUUCAAUUCUCCAAUAUCCGAUCAUUUAGGUCCACUGUUCUCAAGCAAAAAGAACUCGUAUCCAGCUAUUUCAAGACCGAUCAGAUUAUACGAAGAACUGCUCAUGCCAACAUUUCCCUCUGUGGAGACCAAAUCGAAUUGUUGCUUCUCGACUUGAUUGGCACCGGUGAUUACAAUGCGUUGGCAGUUUUAGAAAUCACAAGGAACAGCCAACACGAAAUAUGCAGGAGUUUGAGAUACCCUCCUUUCAGAGUUAACGAAUUAUCCAUGUCGCAUUCAGGCCAAACAAUUGAAUUGAAAGCUAUAAAUUUCCUGUCAACAGAGAAUCCUGGGAGCUCGAUGCAGAUACACUUUGAAGACGAACUAUUAUGUGACAAAUGGAUUAGGCACCUUUCAAAGUUGUGUCCUUUAGAGCGUGAUAACUCGCCAGUGAGUGAAAAGUUUUUGAUCAACUCAGACUCCAGCUCUUACAACAUGUCGGGUUUGGGGAUCAAUAUAGUGUCUGAUGCAGAUCGUAGAGAGGCUGUUUCGAAUAAGGUUCAAGCUCAACCUACAAACAGUGCCAAUUCUUUUAAAGAACCGUUUGAAUCGCCUGCCUCAUCACCAACAAAAUCAAGAGCUAGCUCGGAGUCUAUAAGAUCACAAUAUGAAAAGUCGUUGCCAAUCAUGAAAAAAGUCAUUACCGAGCAGCGCAAUUGUGAUCAUGAUGAUGACGAUAAUGACGAUGACGAAAAAUUGUUUCAAAUCAUCAAUCGAAGAAAGUACUCCGACGAUUGUCUGAAUGAUGAGGAGAGACCAAAAUCAUAUCAAGCUGAAUACUGUUCACCAGAAAGUGUGCAAUCAAUGGAUAAUGACGAUAUUGAGGGAAAACCUAUCGCACCUCCUCAAAUUUACCAAAACACAUUUGCUACUUCUGCGCCUGAUUUGGGAAUAAAACCCAAGAUGUACCAAUUGUCCACUGGCUCUGCCGUUGAUAUCACCAAUUUUGGGCAGUCACAUCAACCAUCAUUCAAAGGAUAUCCAGAAAAAAGACCAAGAAGGAAGUCAAUAUUAACUUUCUUUAAAAAGUCAUCCAAAGUGGACUUGAACGAAUCGCAAGAAAGCUUGACCACAAUUGCACCAAGGAAAGCCGAACUGCAACCCCCUCAAGUACCACCUAGUGCUACUCAAGCAACUGCGUCUGAAAUCGACUCAAACCCUGAAAAAACUAUGCCUAGAUCAGUUUCUAAUAUCCCAGCACCAUUUGCGUUGCCAUCUUCAACCUCUACAUACUUUUUCAAACCACAUGUUAAUGCGUCUGUGACAAGUAUAGCCAAACAGCAUAACAAUUUGGAAAUUCCUACGGAUUUGAAAGAUGUUAUCAACCUGGAGCUAACUUCGGAUGUUUACGUUUCCGAGUCGUCUCCUAAAGCAAUCAAAAUUUCUAAAUGGAAGCAUCAAUACGGGAAAUGGGAAAUGAUUACAGCUUCAGAAAACGUUUUUGUGAAGAUUGCUGUUAAUCAAGAGGCACAAAAGAGUUGGUUCCUUGUGUUCAAAGAAGAGUAUGAUGAAGACAUUGAAGAGAUUAUGGACAAACCGGUAUUGUUGCUUGAUAUUAACUCCUCAACCGAGGUGAGAUCUUCUUCAGGUUCGGAUCUACAGAUUCAAUCGAAAAAUGCAAUCAACAAAGAAGCCAUGCAAAUAAUGAUUAGAUGUUCAAAGGGGGCACUCAUUUCUGAAAUCAGAAGCAAUCUUCAAAAUUGUAUUGGCAUGGCCACUAAUUCAACUCGUCACCACUCAUUAAGUGCCUCCAAGUUACAAACCUCAGAUAAUACGUUGUCUUCGUCGUUGAUGGAUAAUCCUAGCAAAUCAUCCACUUUUACCAGCUUGAGCUCGCUUUCUAAUUCGAUGAAUGGCGACGACUUGUCUAACGCAUGUAUAAUCAACAAUCCCAAUGCAAUUCAUACAAGAGAAAUUGAAAUGACUAUUCGUUUGCAAAAACAACUACAGUCUUACUCACAGCGGAACAGCCCAUCCUCGUGGAAGAUAAUGUCAAUGAUGAACUUGUGUGUUGAAAAGAUAGUCGAUCACCAUCAAGUUGUAUAUCAUUUACGAUUAAACAGUGGUAGUGACGUUAUCAGUUGGGUGAUUACUGACGACAGGAAGAGCGAAACUAUCGAAAAGAUUGGAAAGGCUGGAUUGUUGAUAAAGAUAAGCGAGUCUGAACUUUAUAUGCUUGAAUGCAGAGGGAGGAAGGAGUUUAAACAAUUGUAUGAAAUAUUUUAA
Molecule: messenger RNA, 2823 nt
Organism: Lodderomyces margitis
Lineage: Eukaryota; Fungi; Ascomycota; Pichiomycetes; Serinales; Debaryomycetaceae
Exons: 1
Coding region: 1-2823 (940 amino acids)
Source: RefSeq, a predicted model, not a curated record